AUGCCCGACAUCGACCCCGCGGCCCUGAGCCGCCCGGCCGUCAGCGUCUCGACGCCUGUCUUAUCGACAAAGUCGCUGACGCUCACGGCGCCGGGCUCUCAGAAGGCUGUCAAGACGAGCCAGAUCAUACCGUCUCGAAUUGACCUUGAACCGCUCUAUACCGCCCUGAAAGCCGCCAUUAGCCCCGAGCAAUGGAUCAUAUACAAAGAGUCCACUACGGAAUUCUUGACUGGCCGCCUCAACCAGGCCGAAUACUCUAGUCGAAUCGACCCGAUCCUGUCGUCACCAACGGGCGAGAAGGACCACUUGCAUAACCAGCUCAUUGCUGCCAUCUAUGGCAAUGUCACCCGGGAGAUGCCCGACCCAGGCCUUGCGCCAUGGGUCAGUGCUAACGACAAACCCACGGCGACGACAGGCAGCAAACCUGUGUCGGGUGACGCAGCAGAGCGCAGGGUCAAGGGAGAAGUGAUGCAACUACCCGCCCGGGAUCGACGGCGCAUCAAGGAGCUCACACAAAACGAGGUUCGUUCUAAUCAACCAUAUGAUCCUCACGAGAGCUUGGCGAACAUGUUUAGCGAGUCGCAUCGGAAACCAUCGGUAGCGACAGACGUACCGCCAAGCGCGGCUGGCGGCAUCAAUAACAUGAACUUUGACUUGGAGAUUCGGAAACGAUAUACACAACCUCUCGCCGUAGAAUCUGGCGAGUUUCCGGAUACUGGACAGAUAGCGGGACGAAUGCUCCCUUUCUGCUACGAGGCUGGGCUUGUCAAUGGCCACGCAUCGGAUGCACCCCAGCUCAUGUCUGUUGCUACCGAGACGUUCAUCAAGGAAGUCUUGACGCAAAUCUUCAGCCGCACCAGAAGCAACGGACCUGGUGAUUCUGGCAGCGCAGGCUACGGCGUGGGAACCACAUGGAUCCAGACGCACAAGUACAGCAAACAGCUUCAUCGCGAAGAAGAUGCGGCUCAGAGAGGCGAGAUCACCCGAGACAAAGCAGGGUUGUUGCCCGUCGAGUCCAAGGCUGCCAGCGAGAGAGGUCCCCUGGGCAUUGCAGAUGUUCGAAUUGCCUUGGAGAUGGCGGACUGCGGAAUCUCACAGUUCCCCAUUAUCUCAGCCCAGAUCUUGUACGGAUACCGAGAGGGCGAGCUCGAGAACUGGACAGACUACACUUGGGUCAAUGGUGACCCCCCCGAACCGAGAGUCGAGGAGGUCUUAACAAACGGCGAGGCAGAGUUGGCCAACGGCGCAAACCCAGACGCAAUGGAUAUCGAUAACGAGAUGUGGUGGGAAGGGGCAGAAACCACCGACAUGGAUAUGCUGGAUAGCGUCUUGGACUCUUGCUUGGCCGUCGGAUCAUGA
Molecule: messenger RNA, 1359 nt
Organism: Trichoderma reesei QM6a
Lineage: Eukaryota; Fungi; Ascomycota; Sordariomycetes; Hypocreales; Hypocreaceae
Exons: 4
Coding region: 1-1359 (452 amino acids)
Biological process (GO): regulation of transcription by RNA polymerase II
Cellular component (GO): SAGA complex
Molecular function (GO): transcription coactivator activity
Source: RefSeq, a predicted model, not a curated record